Molecule: messenger RNA, 544 nt
Organism: Cottoperca gobio
Lineage: Eukaryota; Metazoa; Chordata; Actinopteri; Perciformes; Bovichtidae
Product: cullin-5-like
Exons: 4
Biological process (GO): ubiquitin-dependent protein catabolic process
Molecular function (GO): ubiquitin protein ligase binding
Source: RefSeq, a predicted model, not a curated record
CGCCGAGAGGCUGGGAGAGGCCUUCGACUCCCAGCUGGUGAUCGGAGUGCGAGAGUCCUACGUGAACCUGUGCUCCAACCCGGACGACAAGCUGCAGAUCUACAGGGACAACUUCGAGAAGGCAUACAUGGAUUCUACUGAGAGGUUUUACAGAACACAGGCGCCCGCCUACCUCCAGCAGAACGGGGUCCAAAACUACAUGAAAUAUGCUGAUUCCAAGCUGAGGGAAGAGGAGAAGCGUGCGCUGCGAUACCUGGAGACGAGGCGCGACUGUAACUCUGUACAAGCAUUAAUGGAGUGUUGCGUCAAUGCACUGGUUACAUCCUUCAAGGAGACGAUCUUAGCCGAGUGUCCCGGCAUGAUCAAACGGAAUGAGACAGAGAGUGAGUACGGCCGGACGGCUCCCACCAAAGGCACAGCCAGCUCAGGUUUGCACCAGGAUGUAGCCCUGACCAAACCUUCUGUCCAGCGUCCGAACGUCUGUAGAACAUCGUGUGUUGUUGCCGCUGCUUCUCUUAAAUCAAUGUGUGCUGAUGCACUGAAG